Messenger RNA from Striga asiatica, 1702 nucleotides. The record is from the annotation of a GenBank genome assembly. Lineage: Eukaryota; Viridiplantae; Streptophyta; Magnoliopsida; Lamiales; Orobanchaceae.
AAAAAAUUGUGAACACAGAAGGAACAAGUCAAGUGUAGAAGGGUCAAAUCAUGAUGACGUGUGACUAAACGGAGUCGAGAAGAAGUGUAAACCAGUCGACUGCCAAAACUUUUAGGUUGCAGCCAUGGCGUGGAUAGCGGGAGGGGUGAUCUCAAUAGCAGUAGUUGCAGCCGCGAUGCUUGUCUACCAGCUGGAUCGAUUCGACCCGGCUCCGUAUCCGGAUCUGGGCAAUGGACCGCCUUUGUUCGUGCCCAAACGAAACACACACAUGCUACGGGGAUCCGAAAAGAUUGGGUACGGUCAAUUGACGGCGCCGGAGGACAUCGCUUUCGAUCCCAAGACUGGCCUUAUAUACACCGGCUGCCAAGAUGGGUGGCUCAGCCGAGUUAGUCUCGACGGUUCAGCCGUCGACAAGUGGGUCAACACUGGCGGACGCCCGCUCGGAAUCGUUCACGGCCUUCACGGUGAAGUCAUCGUUGCUGACGCUGAUAAGGGGCUACUAAACAUAAGCAGAGAUGGGGUUGUUGAAUUGCUGACAGAUGAGGCUGAGGGUCUUAGUUUUAAGCUAACUGAUGCUGCUGAUAUUGGUCCUCACGGCAUUAUCUAUUUCACUGAUGCUUCAUUCAGAUACGGUGUUAAGGAGUAUAUUCUCGAUUUUUUAGAAGGCAGACCCAACGGUAGACUUUUGAGCUAUGAUCCAUCAACAAAACAAACACAAGUCCUUGUAAAAGAUUUAUACUUUGCAAAUGGUGUUGCCGUCUCUGCAGAUCAGAGUUUUGUUAUUUUCUGUGAAACCUCCAUGAGGAGGUGCAAAAGAUACUACAUACAAGGUCCAAGAAGAGGAUCUGUAGAUGUAUUUAUUGAGAACUUACCUGGAUUACCUGACAACAUAAAAUAUGAUGGUGAAGGCCAGUAUUGGAUUGCGUUGACCACGUAUUAUUUUGCACCUCUAAAUUGUGAAAAUAUACUUGUAUGUAGCACAAAUAUGAGACUCGCACAGGAAGCAUAUUCUUGGGUGUUAUUACAAAGACAUCCCUUCAUUCGGAAGGUGAUUGCUAUUAUGGAAAGAUACAUAGGACGGCCUAGAACUGAGAAAGAUGGAGGGGUUAUUGCUGUUGAUUUGGAUGGAACACCAACCGCACACUAUUGUGAUCGGGAACUCUUUCUCACAACAACCGGUGUUAAAAUUGGGGAGUUUUUGUACUGUGGUUCUUUAGUCUCUCCUUACAUUCUUCGCCUCAAUCUAACUCAGUAUCCUGCAACUCCUGCAGCAUGACGAAGAAAGUUGGAGCUCACACCUGAAAUUGUGAGGAAAAAGAGUGUGAGAUUUAUGUUUUCAUGUUGUUUGUAUUGUCCCACAACAGGUGUACUGUACAAUGUGGAAGCUGUGGAAAGGAUCAAAAUUGCUGCAACAAAACAUAAUGUAAAACAGAUAUUGAUAUAAAUCAAAGUUAGUUUUUUGUUUCAAAUUAAAAUUUUUCAUACCCAUCCUAGCUUUGGGGUCUGGAGUAGCAACGUGAAGUUGUAAUUCCCCAAACCAAUUAAUAUAGUGAGGAAAUGACUUACUAUUUUAUGUACACUAGUAAAAUACAAAUGCGAUGUAUCUGGAGGUGAAUGUUUACGGUUGAUUAUGUUUAGUGAAAUAAAUUGAUUAAUUUUUAGUGAGUAAUUGACUUAUCUAUUGUUUACAAAUCAUUGAUCA